AGUGCGGUUCUUACGCUGCUCCUUCAGAGAGAAGGCUGGCUAACCGAAAUAGCCUUUUGGCGCUCACCAUCGUCCCAGUUCCGUCUGAGAAAGAGAGAAAGAGAGAGAGAGAGAGAGAGAAAGAGAGGAUGGAGUUCUUGGGAGAUCUUCUUCUCAGCGUGGUGGUCUCGAUCGCGGUAGCUCUUCUCAUCGUGGUCAUCUUCGCCAUCGGUGACCUUGAGCACCGAGCUGACGAUAAGCGAGCUGCCGUCGUUGAUGAUCUCGGCGUUGAUGAGAAGUUGAAGCGAUGUGGAAGUGAAUCUGAAGGAGAAGAUGAGAUUGUUGGUGAAAUUGCUGUUGAUCUGUUUAGUUCUUGUGUUGGAGAUGCUGAGGUUCAUGAAUUCAAUCCGGAGAUGGAAAUUAAGGGUUUGAAUUGUGCAAGAGCUAGUGAAGUUGAUUUAGAGGAGAAGAGUUUCGAAGUAGUUGAAGGAGGUCAGAUGAAGUUGGAGGAGGAGGAAGAGGGGGAGAAGAAGAAGGGGUUGAUGAUCGGUGUGGAGGAUGAUUGGGAAGGGAUAGAGAGGAGCGAGGUGGUGAAGCGCUUCGGCGUGGCGUGUAAGUAUUCUGGGAGCGCGGAUGGUGGUAUGACAUUGUCAAAGCUCGGCGGUGAUGUGCGGUUGCGGUUGUAUGGGCUUCGGAAAGUUGCCAUUGAGGGGCCGUGCUAUCAGCCUCAGCCAAUGGCUUUGAAGAUGUCUGCUCGUGCGAAAUGGCAAGCUUGGCAAAAGCUGGGAAAUAUGAACCCGGAAGUUGCUAUGGAACAAUAUAUUAAUCUUCUUUCUGAAAGUAUUCCUGGAUGGAUGGAGCAAUUAACUAGAGGGACUGCCAACAAACAAGAUAGCAGUGAUUCUUCUGGGUGGCAAUCCAUAACAGAGAAGCUUGAUGUUGCCUCACCUUUGCAUGGUAAACUGACUUCUGGAACUGACAGGAGUCCAGAGGAUUGCAUAAGAGAAUAUGAAGCAACUGUGGGUACAGAAUACUUUGGGCAUGGAAUGAAUGGUGUCUUGUCUUUCAUCAUCCAGGACUUCCAAAGACAGUUCUAUUCAACCUUCUCUCCCCAAGCCCAGUAAGAUUCUUGAAUUUGUUAUGGUAAAGUAGCUGAUACCACUUCUUGGACCAGAAAUUAACAUUGCCUUUGCAACUGAUAGAGAAGAUGUGGUUUUGGUAUGUAUUCGUUCAUAAAAUAAUGAUGCCUAGAGGCAGCUAAGUAUGUCGGGUCACUGUAUGUAAGAUUAUAUAUAUUAUGUAAGUUCUCAUUAGUACACAACCUAUAUAUACAGGUUGCAUGUGUAUGAUUGGAGUAUUCUUAUUUUGUGGAUAGCCCUAUCAUGUCUCAAUAGAAUGCAAGUACUUGUGUGUGGUUUACAUAUACUUGAAUUUAUGAAGAUGCGAUUGCGUAUUUUCAUUGUA
Dioscorea cayenensis subsp. rotundata (Guinea yam) is the source of this 1443-nucleotide messenger RNA. Its product is annotated as acyl-CoA-binding domain-containing protein 3-like. The transcript has 5 exons. Lineage: Eukaryota; Viridiplantae; Streptophyta; Magnoliopsida; Dioscoreales; Dioscoreaceae. Bases 129 to 1103 code for a protein of 324 amino acids. Gene Ontology annotation, biological process: fatty acid metabolic process. The record is from RefSeq and is a predicted model, not a curated record. Gene Ontology annotation, molecular function: fatty-acyl-CoA binding.